UUACAGUUUAGACGUAACUCUAAUAUCGUUUAAAAACUGUUAAAACUGAAACACUAAAAAGUGUUUAUUGCGAAAUUAACAAUCUGAUUUCAAGAGUUAUAAUGGCAAUAAGGUUUGCGCCUUAAAAUAUAAUAUUUGAGACAUGAACACGUAUAUUUCAUGCUUUAUUAUGACUGUUUCUUUUAACAUCCCCGUAAUGAAUACGUUUAGUUCUUCUAUAAAUGAUACGACAUCAAAUUUGGAUGGUCUCGGGGAGCAUGCGAUAGUUACUAACAGUGAAACCUUCCCGUACAUGGUGGCGAUAUUGAAAAAAUCAGUUUAUAUCAGCGCUGGAGCAUUAAUUGACCAAAGCUGGGUCCUCACGGGUGCUGAUUCCUUGUUUAUGAUUAGAGAAACUACGAGGUUCAUACGAGUUCGUCUUGGCAGUGUUAAUUACAAGGAGGGGGGUUAUGUGACCGGUAUUAAAUUCUUCGAAAUCCAUCCUUACUUCGACGACAGUAAGCCACUUUUUGACGUGGCGCUUAUAAAACUACCCGAACCAGUGAGAAUGACCCCCAGUUUGAAUCCAAUAAGACUCCAAAAAAGAUAUCGUGAUGUGAUCCCAACUCAUUUCACGGUAACCGCGUGGCCGAGACGGGGCAGAAAUACAUCAGGUCAUAAGGAAUCCCUGGAGGAUAUCAAACGACGAAGAUUGUUAUCCGUAACUCAUUUGCAUCCGUUGGACAGUGAGCAAUGUUCAGACGACCUUGACACUUGGGUGCCUGACUUUAAUAAUAAGAAAUUAAUCAUGUGUCUUGAGCCACCUAUUAAUGGUGAUCCUUGUGAGAGAGAUAUAGGUGCUCCGGUUGUUCUUAACGGGAUUCUAUGGGGCGUGAUAUCAUCUUGGAAGUCUGAAGAUUGUGAUGUUGAUGGUGAUUCGAUAUUUAUGUCCUUGGUGUCAGCUGUAGAGAUCAGCUCCUGGAUUCACUCCACUAUUCACGCACAUAGAUGGACGAAAAAACACACCAUAGAUUACGACGACAACUUCAUUUGAAAGUUAUUUUAUUUUAAACCCUUAAUAAAAUUGUUCCAACUUUUCCUUUGUAAACUUUUAGUUGGUUUGAUGUAAUAUAUAAAAAAUUCUAUGCAGUUCUUGAUAUUCCACAAUAAGGCUCAAUAAACGAAUAAAUAUUAUUGUUUGAUAAAGGUAUAUCAUAGAGAUGGCUCUCAUUAAGUUAGUCUCCUGGAUUAUCAAUUUAACAGAAAAAAAAAAUUUUCUGAACGGUGUUUAAGCUUUUGUUUUUUCAGAGGAAGUAAAUAAAAAGUGUUUUGUGUUUUAGUUUUGCUGUGUUAUAAAUGAAACUAGUAUUAUUCGGAUUUACUACGCGGAUUUUAUUAUUUAAAAACUACAUAAUCCCGACGUUUCGGUUACUUUGCAGCAACCGUGAUCACGGGCAGACGAGGUGUGUGUUAUAUUUUAUUUUUCCGGAUGAAUCAUGUUAAGCCACUGCAAUAUGUUGGUUCCUUUUUUUUCACUUUUUUCGAAUAUCACAGUAGUGUGUGGCUCCAAUGGCUCCUAACAUCUCAUCUUCUGGAAAAUUCUCUGGGGUUGUCUUUUCGUUAGUUUUUCCAAUAAAUAGUUCAAUUAUGCUUUCA
Molecule: messenger RNA, 1635 nt
Organism: Danaus plexippus (monarch butterfly)
Lineage: Eukaryota; Metazoa; Arthropoda; Insecta; Lepidoptera; Nymphalidae
Product: trypsin-like
Exons: 4
Coding region: 143-1033 (296 amino acids)
Biological process (GO): proteolysis
Molecular function (GO): serine-type endopeptidase activity
Source: RefSeq, a predicted model, not a curated record